This is a messenger RNA of Neoarius graeffei (lesser salmon catfish), 2541 nucleotides long. It is a transcript of the gene dlg4b, whose product is annotated as discs, large homolog 4b (Drosophila). Gene Ontology annotation, biological process: AMPA glutamate receptor clustering; postsynaptic neurotransmitter receptor diffusion trapping; chemical synaptic transmission. Gene Ontology annotation, cellular component: neuromuscular junction; neuron projection; postsynaptic density membrane. NCBI's taxonomy places the organism in Eukaryota, Metazoa, Chordata, Actinopteri, Siluriformes, Ariidae. The record is from RefSeq and is a predicted model, not a curated record. The transcript has 22 exons. The coding region runs from base 1 to 2388 and encodes 795 amino acids. Gene Ontology annotation, molecular function: kinase binding.
AUGCCUCUAAAACGGGAGGAUACAGAGCAGGCGCUGUUGGUGAUGGAGACGUGUCAGUCAGCAAGCGAUGAAGUGUUCAGGGUGAGAGCUGAGAGACUGCUGCAUGUAUUUCAGAGUGACCUGUUCCAGGCCCUGCUGGAUAUUCAAGAGUUUUAUGAACUCACAGUGUGUGAUAAUCAAACACCAGUACAGCCACCUACAACAGGCCUCCAGAAAUACCGGUAUCAAGAUGAAGAGUCCCCGCCCCCAGAGCACAGCCCUGCCCACAUAACAUCUGGAAAGAGUGGUGAGAUUUUGCACCUUAGUGACGCAAGCCACGCGCCUAUGGAUGGUACCCAUGGUUACCCACUGCAUACACAUAUAUCACCUACAAAGCCAGUCUUACUGCCCAGCAGCCACGCCCCAUACUACGCCACCUCCACGCUGAUGAAUGGAUUAAGUGGAGAAGUAGAGUAUGAAGAGAUCACGUUGGAAAGGGGGAACUCUGGUCUGGGCUUCAGUAUAGCAGGUGGUAUAGAUAAUCCUCAUGUAGGAGACGAUCCAAGCAUCUUCAUCACCAAAAUCAUACCAGGAGGAGCAGCUGCUCAGGAUGGACGACUGAGGGUGAAUGACAGUAUCCUGUUUGUUAAUGAUGCUGAUGUGCGUGAGGUGACUCACAGUGAGGCAGUGGAGGUGCUGAAGGAGGCAGGGCCAAUUGUUCGUCUCUACAUCCUCCGCAGGAAACACACCGAAAUUAAACUUAUCAAGGGCCCUAAAGGUCUGGGGUUCAGUAUAGCAGGUGGAGUGGGUAAUCAGCAUGUUCCUGGUGAUAACAGCAUCUAUGUGACUAAAAUCAUCGAAGGCGGAGCUGCACAUAAAGACGGACGGCUACAAAUCGGGGACAAAAUUCUUGCAGUGAAUAAUGUGUGUUUGGAGGAUGUGAUGCAUGAGGACGCUGUAGCAGCGCUGAAGAACACAGCAGAGGUUGUUUUUCUUCGCGUGAGCAAAGCUUCCAACCUGUACACUCAGGACACGUAUAAUCCUCCUGAUAUCACCAGCUCGUACUCUGCUCAUAUGGAUGAGAUGAGUCAUGGUUAUCUGUCAGAUUACCCACAAACCCUCACUCCCACAUCUCCUCGUCGCUACUCUCCAAUCCCCAAGGGCAUGAUGCUGGGAGAUGAGGACAUCCCCAGGGAGCCCAGGCGUGUGUUGAUUCAUCGUGGUUUGUCAGGUUUGGGCUUUAAUAUAGUUGGAGGUGAGGAUGGUGAGGGAAUCUUCAUCUCUUUCAUCUUAGCUGGAGGUCCUGCAGACCUGAGUGGAGAACUACGCAAAGGAGACCAGAUACUAAGUGUAAAUGGUGUGGAUUUAAGACAUGCGACUCAUGAACAGGCUGCAGCAGCACUGAAGAACGCUGGCCAAACUGUCACCAUCAUCGCCCAAUACAGACCUGAGGAAUAUAGUCGGUUUGAAGCUAAAAUCCAUGACCUGCGUGAGCAACUGAUGAACAGCAGUUUAGGUUCCUCAUCCCUGCGGACCAGUAAGAGGAGCUUUUACAUCAGAGCUCUGUUUGAUUACGAUAAGACGGCGGACGGUGGGUUCCUCACUCAGGCUGUGAGUUUCCGUUUCGGUGAUGUUCUUCACGUUCUGGACUGCAGUGAUGAGGAGUGGUGGCAGGCAAGACGUCUCUCUCCACAUGGGGACCUGGAGGAGACUGGGUACAUCCCCAGCAAACGCAGAGUUGAGAGGAAGGAGUGGUCACGCCUGAGGUCAAAAGGCCGAGAUGAUUACAUUCAGAGUUACGAGAUUGUUGUGCAGGUGGAGGUGCAUUACGCUCGUCCAAUCAUAAUCCUCGGGCCAUCAAAGGACCGUGUGAACGACGAUCUUCUCUCAGAAUUUCCCGACAAGUUUGGCUCCUGUGUGCCUCAUACAACGCGACCAAGGCGGGACUACGAGGCUGAUGGGCGAGACUAUCACUUUGUUUCCUCACGGGAACAGAUGGAGAAGGACAUCCAGAACCACCGGUUCAUCGAGGCAGGACAGUACAACAGCCACCUGUAUGGGACGAGUGUACAGAGUGUGCGGGAGGUAGCUGAACAGCAGGGAAAACACUGUAUUCUGGAUGUAUCUGCUAAUGCAGUGAGGAGACUGCAGGCAGCUCAGCUACACCCUAUUUCCAUCUUCAUCAGACCCACAUCACUACAAAACAUACUUGAUAUUAAUAAACGUCUGACUGAGGAACAGGCAAGAAGAGCUUUGGACAGAGCCAUCAAACUGGAACAGGACUUUAUCGAGUGCUUCACAGCAAUCGUGGAGGGUGAGAGCUUUGAGGAAAUUUACCAUCGCAUCAAAUCUGUGAUUGAAGAACAGUCAGGACCGUACAUCUGGAUACCAGCAAGAGAGAGACUGUAAAACACACACACACACACGCCAGAGAGAGAAAAAAUAGCUCAUCGUCAUUCCUACAGAGACUGACACAAAUAUAAACCUCCAUCAACUCUCUCUCUGUCCUGUCGUCCAAUCAAAGCUCAGAGUGAACAGAUACGGUCCUACUGUCACACACAC